UUGUUAGACGACGAAAUAUAUAACUCCCAACCGAUUUCCUUGCCGUCUUCUAGUACAACUGAUCCAGAACCACAUGAUAUAAAAAUAGACAGACCACCAAAGAGAACUGGUGAAAGCGGCGGCUUAAGAAGUAUUGAAGAAAUAGAUCCGAAAUAUAGGAAUGUAUUUUCAUACCAAUACUUCAAUCUCGUGCAGUCAAAAGUAAUUGAAGAUGCUUUGUAUUCAGACAAAUCAAUGGUUGUGUGCGCGCCUACCGGUUCCGGUAAGACGGUCGUUUUCGAAAUGGCUAUCGUUCAAUUGCUGAUGGAAAUGGACAGCAAUGCUUGUCAUGAAGAUUUCAAAAUUAUUUAUAUGGCACCAAUAAAAGCACUGUGCACUGAGAGACUGACUGAAUGGUAUCCGAAAUUUACAAAACUUAAUUUGCUAUGCAUCGAAGUGACGGGUGAUACUGAUGUGGACUUUUCACAAUUGAAACCCUACAGAAUUAUAAUAACAACGCCCGAGAAAUGGGACAUGCUGACUCGUAGAUGGAGGGACAACAGAGGAAUGGUGGAGGUCAUUAAAUUAUUUCUAAUUGACGAAGUGCACAUUCUGAACGAUAGUGUUCGAGGUCCUGUACUCGAGUCUGUGGUCAGCCGGAUGAAGACUAUUCAAUCGUCAGUUCAGUCAACGCAUCGCAUCGAACUACUUCAGAGGCAAAACCAAGGCGAUAUAAGCAUGUCUGAGCAAGAGACAGCAAUGCCUAAAAUUAGGUUCGUAGCGGUAUCCGCUACUAUCAGUAACCCUGAAGACGUUGCGGAAUGGCUUGGGACUAGUAACAAGCCAGCUAUAUAUCACAAAUUUGGCGAUGAAUGCCGUCCAGUGAUACUAAAGCGCAUUGUGGAAGGCUACCCCUGCCGCGAAGGCACCAGCAUAUUCAAAUUCGAUAUUAUUCUGAACUACAAACUGUGGCCCAUUAUACAGAAAUAUCACAAUGGGAAACCCACACUGAUAUUUUGCAACACGCGGAAAAGUGUAUUACUAACAGCGGAGACGCUCUCCAAGGAGAUCACAAUAAACUUCAGCCCAGAACAGAAGGCGAAACUUGUCGCUUUGGCUUCAGUCAUUAAAAAUAAGAAAGUACAGUCUCUCAUUUUAUGUGGCGUUGGCUGCCACCACGCUGGCUUACUGUUCGAGGAGAGAACGAAUAUAGAGCAAGCGUUCCGAUGUAGUGACCUUCCCAUAUUAAUAACUACAACCACUCUUGCUAUGGGUGUAAAUUUACCAGCGCAUCUUGUUAUAAUUAAAAACACUCAGCAAUAUGUGAACGGCGCUUAUCAGGAGUACAGCAUCAGCACGGUGCUGCAAAUGGUGGGUCGCGCUGGUCGGCCGCAGUUCGACACUGAAGCCACCGCCGUUAUAAUGACGAGACUCACUGAGAAAGCAAGAUAUCAAGCUCUUGUCGGUGGCUGCGAACCAUUGCAAAGCUACCUACACAAGCGUUUAGCAGAGAAUCUGAACAGUGAAGCAGCCCUAGGUACAGUGAACGACGUGGCACAGUGCGUGCAAUGGCUGCGCUCUACAUUUCUGUUUGUUCGAGCUGCUCGCGACCCCAGGAAAUACUUAGGCCUACCUCAAACUGCGCCUUCUCAUCUUAUAUCGAAGAAGAUUGAAGAACUCUGCGUAAAAGCAAUGAACGGCUUGGCAAGUUCGGGCUUAAUAACGAUGGAUGAAGCGAGUUGCAUUGAGUCGACAGAGGCUGGCCGGCUUAUGUCUAUAUAUUAUUUGGAUUUAGAAACUAUGAAACAUAUAAUGAAAAUAAAAGGCAACGAGUCGUUAGAACAGUUAUUAUGGAUAGUGUGCGAGAGUCACGAGCUAUCUGAUAUGCACCUACGUGUAGACGAACGCAGAUGUCUUAACGCACUCAAUAGAAAUAACACCGGUGCAACUAUACGGUUUCCCCUGAAGGGCAAAAUAAAUACAAGACAAAUGAAACUCAACUGCUUAAUUCAGGCUGUCCUUGGUUGCCUUCCCAUCCUGGAGCCUUCGUUAAAUCAAGAAGCUAUGAAGAUAAUGAGAAUCGCUGAUCGCAUCUGCAAAUGUUUAGUGGCUUACGUGACACGACCGAACGUUUUAAGGGAGUGUGCACAACAUUAUCAGGCUGUGUUAAAUUCUAUUGUAUUAAAUAAAUGCAUUGAAAGUCACCUUUGGGAAAAUUCUAUAUACGUGAGCAAGCAACUGAAAGGUAUCGGACCUACGUUUAGUGGUUUACUUGCAACUGCCGGUAAAUUCAACUUCAUGUUAUUAGAAGAAAGUCAUCCUAGAGAUUUGGAAAGGAUAAUGAACAAAGGCCCACCAGCAGGUAAUAUCCUACGUAAACAAAUUAGUUUGUUGCCGAAAUAUCAGCUUACAAUGACACCCGUUAAUGAAAACAGCGUGAAGAUACAGUUGACAUUAUUAAACCAGAUGCAUCUACUGGAAAAUAUAGAACAUUUAACGGCUGGAGCCAACCACAAGAGUUAUAUUAUUAUUGGUGAUACUGAGAACUAUCUCUUGUUAUUUACAUCUUUUAAAGACAAAGAUUUGAUAAGCGUUUAUGAUGGGCAAAUCACAUACGAAAUAAUGAGGAGACAUCACUUUGGACAUAAGAUUAUUGCACAAUGCAUUAGCUCAAAUUUUGCGGGAAUUGACGUUCAGUGUGAAUAUGUAUUUAACGACUUACAUACAUUGUCUGCAAGAAAUAAUAAUACAGUUUCUCAACUAGGCACACCAACGAAGGCAAAACAUGUCAAACAAGCUGCCAUUACUGAUACUUUUAAAAUACGUAAACGAAAAACCUCUGAUAUUGGUGAAACACGUUCCAUGGAAAAAAGAAAACGUAACUAUCCUAUUAUAGAAAAAAUGCAAUCUUUUAAACAACCCAUGGAUAAAGAAGCUAAACAAAUAUCUCCAGAUUUAAAUAUUAUGCAUUAUAAAAAUUCUAUAUUUGAUGUAACAGAAAACAACGAGUUAAGGGAACUAGGGAAGAUAGAUGAAACAAACAUAAAAGAUAUUGUGCUACAAGAAAGUCAUCAAAAUAACGGGGAAAUCGUUGUAGAAAAUAUUGAAGAUGAUGAACAAAUAAAUAGUAUUUUAAACGAAAUAGAAAAAGAAAUACAUGGAAAUGAUUUGUUAAGCAAAAAAUCCCAACCAAAAUUAAACAACUUAAUUAAAUUGAACACCAUCGAAAGGGCAAAUAAUGCUGGUAAUAUUAAAGUCAAACCUUAUAAUGAAAUAAGAAACAAAAUUAUUAAAAAGGAAAAAUCUAAUUUUAAUGUUAUUGAUAUCAUAGAAAAGAAAGCAAACAAUAACAAUAGUGAUGAAAUAACUAUGUGCAAUUCUAAAAAUACGUUUAUAGAUACCGUCAAAAACCAUAUUGAUGAUUUUUUAGAAAAAAUCAAACAAAACGAUAGAAUCAAAGAAAAAAAUAUUAUGCAUUUGUUAGAAAUAAAACACAACGAUAGCAUAACUCAGGAUACAUCAAGUUUAAUUAUAAGCAAUAGUAACAUGUUAAGUAAAAUUAAAGUUGUUGAUGAGGUAACUAAACUUCAAGGCAAAACUGCAAUAGAAAGUCUAGACCUAGAACCUACAGUACCACAAAAAGUACUGGAAUAUAAGAAAAGUAAUGAUAACAAAUUGGAAUCUAUUGAGAAAAUAAACAGCGAUAACAUCAAACAAAACGAUAAAGCUAAAUUAAAAAAUAUAAUACAUUUGUCAGAAAUAAAACACAAGGAUAACAUAACUCAGAAUACAUCAAAUUCAAUUUUAAGCACUAAUAACAUGUUAUCAAGUCCUGAGAAAACAAAAAUGGUAAAUGAUAUUGUAAUCUCAUGUAUUGAUGAUGUGUUAUGUAAAAUUAAAGUUGUUAAUGAAAUAACAAAACCUCAAAGCAAAACUGCUAUUGAACGUAAUGACCAAGAAACUACAGUUCCACAAAAAGCACAGAAAUUUAAGAAAGGUAAUGAUAACGAAUGUGAUGCUAUUGAAAAAGUAAACAGCGACAUCUUAAUGCCCUCGAAUACACAUCAAGGUUUAUUUACUAACAGUAUGAAGCAAAAUUACAAUCUAGAACCGAUAUCCGAUUUUAAGACAAGUUUAAUGAGAUUUCCUUGCAUUUCAAACAAUAAUGUAAAAUCAAACAUAAAUGAAAGGAUCUAUAGAGCAAAUAUUCCGCUAACAAAUACGUGUUUUAAUUCAAAAUCUUUAUUACCAAAUUUAACUACAAAUAGCACUAUUAAAGAAAGCGAUACAUUGAACAAAAUUGAUAACCGACAAAAUAGUAAAGAAACGAAACUGUGGUCACAAGUAUGUGAUGUUGAUAUUAUCCCAGUAGCAAAUACUAACCAUAAUAUUACCCAACCUUAUAUUAAUAAAUGUGUAGACAGUAGAAAGACAGAAAAAUCAGAUUAUUCCAAAAAAAUUUCCUUUACGAAAACUCAUCUUAACUUUUACUCUAAAAGUACUCCUGAAUUUAAUUACUUUUUCAUUAGCAAACUGAACAUAGAUUUGAACAUAAUUGAAACUAGAUAUGGGAAAAAUGAAAAUAGUGUCAAUAUCCUUAAAAAUGAACACCAGGAAGUGAUUCAACAUAAAAAUAAUCCGAAUUUAGAGUCUAGACCUAAUUGCGAAAGUUAUUUUAAUGAAGUUGCUCGCUCAAAAGAAUCCACGACAUACAAUAUUCAUAAUGACAAUCAAAAUGAACUAAAUUACCCGAUUAUAGAGCCGCUUAAGACAAAUUACGAUACUUCAUUGAAAAUGCUUCCCCCUUCAGAAGAAUCCACGGCGUAUAAAAUACAAAAUAACAAUUAUGAAGAGCAACAAACAGAUUUACAACUACCUAAUGACUCAUUGUUCCUAAAUAAACCUAUUGAAUUCUUGAAAACGUAUUCUUUACAAGAUUCAACUACUUCUAAACACAAUAAUCCCACUGUAAAAGACAUUAUUAAUAAAUACAAAGAUAUUAUAUCAAGUAAAUUCAACGCGAAUAGACAACUAGAGCAUCAAAAACCAUGUUCAGCUACUGGCAAUAAAGGAAUACCUCAGAAUAAAAAAGUAAAGAGACCGUACAAAAUAACAGACUUGCCAUCUCUACUACAAUCAAACAAUCAAAUUAACAAUAGCCAAACAAUUUCACAACCUACGUAUCGUGUUUGUGAAGCAAGAAAAUCUGAUAGUAAGACAGAACAAAAUAAAGAAGCAAAGCAAUACAAGGAAAAUCACAUUAAAGUAACAAUGGAUACCGAAGUUGAUGAAUACAAAGAAAUAUUCGAUAUAAAGACACCUGACCAGUUGUCACCUAUAGCUGACAUUGAAGGUCUUAAAUUUGAGCAAACAGAUUUGUUAAAUGACGAUUUUGAUAUAAGUCAAACAAUGUUCGAUCCAAAAGCUCUUUUAGAAUGUCUCAAAGAAGACGAAAUUAUUCCUCCACCCUCACCAUUCCGCGAUGAAGAGAAAAUUAGCUCUCCUAAUCAAAACGCUGAAAUUUUAAAUGAUGUUUAUACACCGCCUGAUCAAUAUUACAUUUCUAGGCAGCACCUUUCACAAAAUAAUACACUGAAUCUGGACAGUAACGAUUUUGCAGAAAACAAAGACAUGCUACUAACUCCUAAUAAAGAAAUAGAAACAUGGACAUUGUCAAAAGAUGAUGCAUUGUAUACCAAUCCUUUUAAAUCUUUCACCAUGAUACGAAACAAUAAUGCAGUAAACUUUGAUCCGCGUGUACUUCCUACAAGAAAAGCGAAGUUGAAUGAAUUCAAAUUCACGCGUAAAAAUGUUUUUAAAUGUCGGAAAUAA
Messenger RNA from Parnassius mnemosyne (clouded apollo), 5811 nucleotides. The record is from the annotation of a GenBank genome assembly. Lineage: Eukaryota; Metazoa; Arthropoda; Insecta; Lepidoptera; Papilionidae.